AGAAGAACGAGUAUUACGGGACGCUGUGAUUGGUCUGUUGGACCUGUCGUCACUCAUGCAGAGUUCUGAUUGGCCACUGCAGUAGAACCGGCCCUAAGCCGACGCAUGGGAAAUCCUGUUUGAAAAAAGUGAGGGGGAAAAACGAACGGAAUUUAAACCGAUUUAGGUUUAACAGGUUAGUUAGCGGGUUAGUUAGCGGGUUAGUUAGCGGGUUAGUUAGCGGGUUAGUUAGCGGGAUAGUGAUGUUUACACCGGAUUGAUUUAACUUGGUUUUACUACAUCUGGUUAAAGUGAACUAAUCCAGGGUCAAUGAAUCAGUGUCACACGCUGACGAAGCUGGUGAAGAUGGUUGUUGUUACUUCCGUGUGAUGGACGUGGAGAUCUUGGAGUUCGUGGUUCCUGUGGAGAACAAUAAGACUCUGUUUGUCUGGAACAUUCAGUCCCUUCUCACGGAGGCUCAGAUCUAUGACAGAUUGUUUGGUGUCUUCUCGUCUUUCGGGCCUCUCUACCUGUUGAAGGUGCGUCCUAACGCUCCCCUCCAGCCCUCCGCUUUCUCUGCCAUUGUCAAGUUUUUCUCGGCUUCUCAUUCGUCGAAGGCUCAACGACAGACUGAUGGACGCUUGCUGUUCCAGGACAUCCCACUCAAGGUGAGGCUGAGCUCCAAACACACCCCUCACUUCCUGUCUGAAAGCAGAAGACCUUUGAGUCACGCCCGCUGCCUGGAACUGGCCAAUCACUGCCUGGGAUUCAAUGGCUGGACCUAUGACAUCAUCACAUUGGAGGAGCUGAGCGAUGAAGGAGAGGAGGAUGGAGCAGGUGGUGAGGAGGGAGGAGUGAGGAGCCUGAGGUUUGGCUGCUUGCUGCAGCUCAACUUCCCCCGUCACGGACACACAACCAGAGGAGCAGCUGUGGUCAACGACAGCUUCACCUGCACAGGCCCAGAUGUUUUGCUACUCAAACGUUGUAAACUCCAGAAGUUGGUCAGAGACAAAGCUCUGGUUCAGGCAUUCAACACAGUCCUGCUCAUUCUACUUGAAAAUGGUAAAGUGAUGGUGGAGGUGAAACAGACGUCGGAUCAGAUUUUACAUGAGAAGAUCGAAGGAGUCAUUCAUGUCAGUGAGACAUGCAUGAUAUAUGUCUAUAAUAUAACACCAACACAUCAAAAUGAAUAUAUAUAUGUACAAUCUAUAUAUAUAUAUGAAUUAUAAUACUAUAGACUAGACAUACAUUUUCAUGUAACACAGACAUUUACAACCAGAGCAAAUGUAAUUUUGUUUUUCAGGUGAAUGAGUUUGAUCUCGAUGAAGAUGAGGGUGAAGAUGAAGAAUGGGAUCUGACUGUAUCUUAGACUCCCAGAGGAUUCUGGGUAGUGGUGCAUUAUGGGAAACAUUACAGCAUCUAAUAAAGAUUUAAAUCAA
Pleuronectes platessa (European plaice) is the source of this 1418-nucleotide messenger RNA. RefSeq names its product RAD52 motif containing 1 (gene rdm1). Lineage: Eukaryota; Metazoa; Chordata; Actinopteri; Pleuronectiformes; Pleuronectidae. The transcript is spliced from 7 exons. The record is from RefSeq and is a predicted model, not a curated record. The coding region runs from base 369 to 1208 and encodes 279 amino acids. Gene Ontology annotation, cellular component: nucleolus. Gene Ontology annotation, molecular function: RNA binding.